This is a messenger RNA of Aspergillus homomorphus CBS 101889, 3443 nucleotides long. Its product is annotated as MET18/MMS19 family protein. Gene Ontology annotation, cellular component: cytosolic [4Fe-4S] assembly targeting complex. The transcript has 6 exons. Lineage: Eukaryota; Fungi; Ascomycota; Eurotiomycetes; Eurotiales; Aspergillaceae. Gene Ontology annotation, biological process: iron-sulfur cluster assembly. Bases 34 to 3216 code for a protein of 1060 amino acids. The record is from RefSeq and is a predicted model, not a curated record.
CGAAUUUCCAUCUUUCCCCUUCACGCUACCAGCAUGUCGGCAUUGCAGACUUUUAUGCUGGUCGUGGACCACGAUAAGCAGGAAGCCAAGCAGAUUGCUGAACGAGUUGCUCAAGAUGUGGAGAACAAGAAGACGACGCUCAUUGAAGUGGUUCAGUCGCUAGGCGAAUACAUCAACGAUGACGACCCCAUCCUCCGCGGCAAAGCCGUGUCCUAUUUGACGGCCAUCAUCCGGGAGCUUCCCGCGAAAUUCCUCUCCAGGCAACAGAUCCAAGUUCUGACGACCUUCUUUUGCGACCGGAUCCAGGAUGGAGGGGCUGUUGCGGGGCUGGAGACGCUGCAGAAGCUGGAUCGAUUUAACAAGCCUCUGGCUGAAGAGGUCGCUCGGGCUAUUUUCGAACACUUCCAGGAACUGCAGUCUCGCUCCCAGUCUCAGAGAUUCCAGGUUUACCAGUUGUUGAACGAAUUAAUGUUGAAUUACCGUGCCGCACUUCAUGAUAUGGGUGAAGAGUCUCUGGUUGGAAUUGUGGACCUCGUCACGGGCGAAAAGGAUCCUCGCAACCUGAUGUUGGUGUUCUCCAUCCUCAAAGUGGUUAUGGUGGAAUGGGACGUCUCCAACCAUGCGGAGCUUCUAUUCGACUCGGUCUACAAUUACUUCCCUAUCACCUUCAGACCUCCGCCGAACGAUCCGUACGGCAUCACGGCUCAAGACUUGAAGGAUCGCCUGCAGGAUUGCAUUUCAUCAAACAGUCUGUUUGCGCCGUAUGCUAUUCCGUCCUUGCUGGAUAAGCUUGACUCGACAUCCCCGAAUGUCAAGAGGGACGCUCUCAAUGCUCUGAUCGCCUGUGUCGAGGCGUAUGACCCUAACACUGUGUCUCGCUAUUCUAUCACGAUAUGGGAGACGUUAAAGUUUGAGAUCUUGAACGCUCAGGAGGAAUUCCUCUCCGAGCUCUCCCUCCAGGUGCUGAAAGGUAUCGCCAAGCGUUUGUCGGAAGGCGUCACGCAAACAUCCGAUCAGUUGCCUCUUGCGCAGUAUUUGCGCCCAAUCACCAAGGAAUGCAGCGAGCAGCUGCGCGAGCCUCAACAGAAACAGGCAAAGCCUGCCCAACAGAUCCUCAGCUCUGUGUCGUCUGCCUCGGCAGCUGCAUUUACAUUGAUCAUACAGGCCGUCGUCGCGCCCCUACUGACCAUCUACCAGGAGGCUGAUGGAAUCGCCAAGCAACGAGCACUCUUGGAAACACUGGGUGUUCUCUUCGAUUCCUCUAUCAAGGUCUUUGGCGAAUGGACCUCGCGCGACUCGGAGGUUGCUUUCGAAAAUCCUCUACUCGAGUUCAAGGACCAGUUUUCGGAGAUCUUCGGCCAGGCAUUGAUGGGAGCUAUCAAGGAAGAGGUUUCAUUCCGGAUUUCGGCACUCAAGGGGUUCCUGCGGUUAUCGGUCUUGCGCGAUUUCUUUCAAGACAACGAGAUUGGGUUGUUCGUGCAAUACCUCGAUGAGAUCCUCCUGAAGGAGGAAUCCGUCGGACGUGACGACCUAAAAAAGGAAGCAAUCACUGCUCUGACGGAGAUUUCAAAACACAAGCCCCGUCUGAUUCUGGACAUCACUUUCCCUGCCUUUGUGGCUACACUCCCUGACUCAACCGAUGAAGCGGACAGUGGGUACAUGAACACUCUCGACGUCCUCGCACAGAUCAGCGUUGAGAAGGACAUCUUCGAGACGCUGGUGCGGAGACUGCUCAGCAAACUGAACCUCUUGCUGCAGCAGGAGCAGUCCGGUUCCGUGGAGUACCCGCGGACGAUCCUCCUGACUAUUCUGUACGUCAUGAACAAGAGAAAGAUGGAGGAAGACCCGAGCCUGGAGUUCUACUACGACAAGAUCGUGGUCGGUCUGUGCCGCAGCGCUGCUGCAACGUCCACCUCAGCCAAGGCCCCGAACAACAUCCUCAGCGACGUCUCAGUCCUGGAUAUCCUGGGCCGAGUCUGCAAUCUCAUCGUCAGAGCAUUGCCUCGAAGCAAGCAGGAUGAGAUCGCCCACAACGUCUACACCCUGUUCACCCCGGCCGAGGAGUUCCAGCCGGUCCCCUUCGCGCCAUCAUCUACCGAAAAUCAGCGACGCACGAUGAUUCUCUCGACUUUCAUCCUGGCCGGCCUUCCAGCAGACAUCCAGAACCUGCCCUACACCACUGACCCCAACAUGGCCGCACUGCUCGCCGACCUCGCCAACCGCUCGAUCAGCGAGACCGACCCAGCGACCCAACACGCCUUCACGCGGCACCUGGCGCUGCUGGCCAACAAAUUCCUCCCCAAGGCCGACCUGCCUCUGGCGACCUCCCUCUUCUACACCCUCCUACCGCCCAACAGCACCGCCAGCAACGUAACCGCGGGCACAAUCAACACGCUGAUCUGGCUCGCCAAGGGCCUGAUCCUGCGCCUCGCGCCCGCAACCACGGAUCUGCUGACCUCGCUGCUGGCGCUCGUGUCCUCGCCCGACGAGAACACAAGCCUAAUGACCGCGCGCAGCUUCGCGAUCCUCCUACGCGCAGACGACAUCCUCAGCGCGACCAACGGCGCCAACAUCCGACUGCUAAGCAAACAGCGCGUCUUCACAACACUGACACCACUCAUCUCCGCCCGCAUCCGCGAAGUCAACCUCUCCACCUCCAACAACAACCAAGCAAACAACAACCCACACAUCAAACCCGCGCACCUAACAGCCCUAAGCGGGAUCCUCUCCACCAUCCCACCGCCGCUCGUGCUCCCCGAGCUCCCCACCCUCCUCCCGCUCCUCCUCCAGAGCCUAGACCUCCACACCCCAUCCUCCUACCCCGUCCGCACCGCCACCCUCGAAACCCUAGCCGUCAUCAUCCGCGACAGCGGCGUCCCGGUCCUGGACCAGACAGGCCACGUACAAAGCCUAGUGACCCGCCUCCUGCAAACCGCGCAAUACACGCCCGCCAACGCCCUGCCGCGCCUCCGCGUCGACGCACUGAACUGCCUGUUCUUGCUCGCUCAGCCCCCGCCUCCUUCUCCAGCUGGUGCAAACGCACCAGCCAUCGCACGCGCAGGGACGCUCUCCCCGCUGUUAGCGGUUAAGAACCAGGUUGUGCGCGCCCUGAGGACGGUGCUCGAUGAUCCGAAGCGCGAGGUGCGCAAGGCGGCUGUCGAUGCGCGUGGUGCGUGGUUGCGCGGUGUGGAUGAUGCGCCUGAGGAGGAGGAUUAGAUUACAUCUUUUUUUUUUUUCGGACCUUUAUUCUGGAGUAUGAUGUGUGCGUUGCAUUCUUUGCUUGCAUUACCCGGGUUUUGCAUCCCGGAGUAGGGUAUGGUAGAGUUGGAUAGGAUUGAGGUUUCGUUGGUAGAAUGGGAGUGACUCCGAGAUAUAUAGGAGAGAGACUGAUGAAGGUAGAGUGAUUUGAUAGAUCUCCUGAUCUGGUUGAUUGAUAGUUUGUG